Messenger RNA from Bufo bufo (common toad), 6239 nucleotides. RefSeq names its product patatin like phospholipase domain containing 2 (gene PNPLA2). The record is from RefSeq and is a predicted model, not a curated record. Gene Ontology annotation, biological process: positive regulation of triglyceride catabolic process; triglyceride catabolic process; lipid homeostasis. The transcript is spliced from 9 exons. Gene Ontology annotation, molecular function: triacylglycerol lipase activity. The coding region runs from base 324 to 1787 and encodes 487 amino acids. Lineage: Eukaryota; Metazoa; Chordata; Amphibia; Anura; Bufonidae. Gene Ontology annotation, cellular component: membrane; lipid droplet; cytoplasm.
GGCGCACGGCGGGCCCCGCCCCCAGAUGAGGGUGUAGCGGCUCCUCCGGCGCCCAUUGGAGCGGCCGCUGUUUUCCUCCUGUGACAGCUCCGCCCCCGCUGCCGCCCGUCCAUACCAGGAAUUGGAAGGAAAAUAAGGCGCAGGGGCCAGGACACCGGGGCUACAAAAGGCUGCGGGGACACAGUCCGAGAGCUAAAUGUCGCACGGCUGCGGUAAACCUUAAAGCGAGGGAGUGGGUGACACAGCUGCGGUACCGUCUGACGAGUGCGGCUUCUCCGUUCCCGUGCAGAAGAAGAAGGGCAGCAGCAGCAGGACCCCCGGACAUGUUCCCCCUGGACUCCCCCUGGAACAUCUCGUUCGCCGGCUGCGGCUUCCUGGGGAUCUACCACAUCGGGGUCGCCAGCUGUCUGAAGGAGCAUGCCCCCUUCCUGGUGGAAAAUGCCAGAAACAUCUACGGAGCCUCUGCCGGUGCCCUGACCGCCACGGCGCUGGUGAGCGGAGCCUGCCUGGGAGAAGCAGGUGCAAACAUUAUUGAAGUCUCUAAGGAGGCAAGGAAGAGGUUCCUGGGCCCUCUGCAUCCGUCUUUUAAUCUAGUGAAGAUUAUUCGGAACUGUCUAUACAAGACCUUGCCGGACGACGCACACGAGCACGCCACUGGGAGGCUGGGGAUAUCCCUGACACGAGUGUCCGAUGGGGAGAACGUGCUUCUUACUCAGUUCAACACCAAAGAAGAGCUGAUACAGGCUUGUGUAUGCAGCACAUUCAUACCUGUAUACUGCGGACUUAUCCCCCCAUGUCUGCAAGGAGUGAGGUAUGUGGAUGGCGGUAUUUCUGAUAACCUCCCCCAGUAUGAACUGAAGAAUACCAUUACUGUCUCGCCUUUCUCAGGAGAGAGUGACAUUUGCCCCCACGAUGGCUGCACCAACAUGCAUGAGCUCAGGGUCACCAACACCAGCAUCCAGUUUAACCUCAGCAAUCUGUACCGACUGUCCAAGGCCUUGUUCCCCCCGGAGCCUCAGGUUUUGAAAGAGAUGUGCAAGCAGGGAUACAAGGACGCCCUACGUUUCUUAAAGAAGAACGGGCUACUGAACCAGCCGCGGCCUAUGAGAUUCCUGGCGCUGCCACCCCCUGUCAAUCAGGAGGAAGAGAGCAAUGAAAGGGAGGAGCAGGUGGCAGAGCUUGCUGCAGAUGAGGAGGCCGUACAAGUGUUUGAGCAUCUUCCCCCGAGACUGAACCAAGCUCUUCUGGAGGCUUGUACUGAGAAGCGUAGCAUGUACCUAUCCAUAUCCAACCUGCUGCCUGUACGUCUGGCCUCAGCCUUAAUGCUGCCAUAUACUUUACCUCUGGAGUCUGCAGUGUCCUUCACCGUCAGGAUUUUGGAAUGGCUUCCUGAUGUCCCAGAGGAUAUCAGAUGGAUAAAGGAUCAGACUCGGAAAGUGUGCCACUAUGUCUUCAGGAACAUGAAGAAGAAGCUGGGGAGCCACAUAUCGGCCAGGCUAUACUACCAUUUGGAACUGAGAAGAUCACAGAGCCUUCCUGUCCCAUUGGUUUUUGCACACAGCGAGUCUUUGCCGAGGUGGAUUAGGAGCAGUGCCUCCUUAAUGGACAUGAUGCAAAAAUGGGAGGACUAUCAAAGGCAACUGAUGCCUGGACUGUUCUGUAUUAACGUGGACAUGCAGGCCACGCUCUACCACCAUCAACAACCACAACAGCCCCAGAUCUCCAUGGACCCUAACAGCCUCCUGAUGGUGGAGGUGACCAAACCCGAUGUCUCGGAGACCUCAUGAAAACCAUACUUUGUAGAUGAACACCACUGAAUAGAACUUUUUUGGUUUGGUUUAGGACCUUAUCGCCUAGUGGUCUUUUUAUAUUGAGUGAUAAUCAUUAGACCAUGGUCAUCUGUGGCAUUCAACUACAUGCUACUUCAGUCUGGCCAACUUUUGAUGGGACUUGAAUGUCCAUAUCUAGAACAUCUGUACUUCCUAAUGCACGCUGGAUAAGGAGGGACACACCAGAUACUCAUAUGUAGUAUUGAGUAACAGUUUUACUGGAAAGUAGAGGUAUGGGGGUAGCAGUGUAAUAUUUUACACUUCUGUAAGUGGAUGAAUGAAAACUGCAAGUGAUGCAAGAAAAAGCAGGUUCUGCAGAUACCUCGUGAGUGUCAACCCAUUGGACUGCUUCUCACAUAUUCACAUAAAUAGAAAAGUUCAGUCAUUACAUUGUACUGGCCUGUCUCAUAAUUACCAUAUAGACAAAGUAUGGUAUAGACCGCCAUGAAGCUGGCUGGACCGAGAUCUCCUUCCCUGUAUGAAACCAUGUAGUCAGAGUCAAUACUGAAUUACAGUUUUUGUGUUUUUAUAUAGAACCUCUAUAGAAGAAGAAAACCUCAUUGUGAGUGGAGUACAAGACGUAGUCAUGGUCAGCAGAGCAUUUCACCAAGUUAAUAUAGUUUAUAAAUUGAUUUGUAUCAUUUUACCCAGUAUGGGGGAAUCACGUUUUUCAUCUCUGAUCAGUAGAAUCCCAAAAUGAGUGAAUAGGUUCUAGUAGCAUGCACCUAUUCACCGUCAUGCAAUGUUCCCGAGGUGUCUCUUGCAGAUGGUAAUGGGGAGAGUCCCGCUCCCUGAAUGACGAAGACGGCAGGGCGGGGGAGCACACUGAUGUACCUGGAUAAGUGUAUGUUUAAUGAAAGGAUUGUAUGUGAUUACUAUUGACUGACCAUUGAGACGUUAAAUCCACGUUCAACAUUUAGGGAUGUAAAGGAUAACAUUGAAGGUAUCACACCUAGGGUUUCCUUUCUGGGUUGGCUUGUUCAUGCUCCUCGUGGCUUGCAGCACCUGAAAAUCUGCCUGCUCCUGUGUAGCAUAGUCUAGUGCAGGGCCUGUAGGAUCUCCAGUUCCAGGACUGGUUGAUGUGGGUGGCAAUCAGUCCGACUAUUUAUUGUGUAGGUUUUAUGUUGCAUCAGGACAAACCCUUUUUUUAAAAAAAGAAUCGGGUGCGGCGAUCUGAUCAGUGCCGCUGCAGCUUCACUAAUCCCAACAUUUUAUGUUGUGGCAUAAAAAAAAAAAAAAAAAAGGCUCUCCUUGUCAUGCGUGGACGUGCCGGAUCUGCCAAAGAGGAGCUGCUCAUACAAAGUGGCUUCCCUUUUUUGGGACCCUACUCUAUGAUGACCCUAUGCCCAUAGAACAUAUAGGCAGGGUUGCCGUCAUACGACAGCCCAUGGCAUCCUGUAGCUGUCUCCGACCCGUGCCUGACAGUCCCCUAACUCUCCACAGCUCAGUACCAAUCACCUAUUUCACGGAUCUACGCCUCUGUGGCUUGUACUUAAUUCAUAGAACCUAAAUGAUAACCCGUGGCUUGUAGUUGGAGCGGGCACACAGUAUUUUCUCUAUUACCGUAAUUUAUUGGUUGGUUUGUGUAUAGCAUUUUAUCUUGUGUACAGUGCGCCUUUAAUACUGCGCUGCCUUCUAUAUAGCGACAUUAUAGAUUUUGUUUUAGUUUUUUAUCUUUAAACAGGUGACACCAAUAGGACAGCCCAAACUAUUUCACCUCAGGGAAGCUGUUCCCCAAAAUAUUCUUUGUCUACCUCAGAUUGAAGUGUUGCCACAACAAAAAGUUUUAGUCUGCCUCUGCGUUAUUUAGCGGUUUCUCAGCGAUUUUUUUCUUUUUCGCCACAUAUUCAUUUUUCCUUGUCGGUGUGUCUUACGUGGCGCUGUAUUUCCAUUGCGGCAGACCUAGUUUUAGCAUUACCGGCGGCGCGGCCUGUUUGUUCUUUGUCGCCUGCUGACUUGUCAGAGUAGUCAGUAGGCGCAGGUUUUCCAGGACUUCAUUGUUUGAGCCGAGCGUGGAUGUUUGCUGAAGUUUAUUGUCAAACAGCAUUAAAAAGGUAUGGAAAAUGGCGUCACUGAAGGUCAGAGAAGGUUCUGUGUAAAUGAAGCCUAUGCAUUGUAUGAUGAAAAGUUAUACAAUUUUCUAAUAUUAUUUGUGUACUUGAAGGGGUUGUGCAAGAAUGGGAGGCGGACGUGGUCGGACCUGUAAAGGGAAGAUGACAGCUGCUUCCCAGCCCUGGUUCCUCGCUCCUUCUCCUCCCGGCCUGCGAUGCUCUGCUGCGCUUCUUCGCUGUAAACAUCCAGUUUGACAUUGCCUGCGGCCAAUCACUGGCUGCGAUGGUGACCGGAUCCCCUUAUGUCAUAUGACCAUUUUUCAUGAUAUAAGGGGAGUUAGUCACCGCCAUGGCCAGUGAUUGCAGGCGUCGAUAAACCGGAUGUCUACAGCUAAGCAUCACAGGCCUGGAGGAAAAGGAGCGGGGAGCCAGGAAGCAGGUAAGUAAGCUUUCCUUUACAGGUCCAGUCGAGAAGGGGGUUUGCGAACCUUCCCCCCCUCUCCCCCCAUUCUUGCACAACCCCAUUAAGUCCCCCCCCCCCCACUUCAUUUAGAUCUCUGCUUGCUGUCGGUUAAUUGAAACAUUCAGUGGCUGAAAACCUGUCCUCAUCAAAAGAGCACCGUGGUACGUUUUGUGGAUGGAAUUUAUUAGGACCGGCCUUUCAUACACCAGUUUCAGUCAGAGAAAAGUGGCAAGAGUGGCAUAACAAAGUUUUUUUUUUUUUUUUUUGUUUUUUUUUUUUUUUGUCCGAAAACUGGCAAAAGUUGUAUGAUAAAUUCCACCCAUUAUGUAAUGAAAACUACUGCAGCUUUGCAAUAGAUUUAUUUAUAGCUUUAUUAACAUAAACAUGACCCCUGCGAUUCUCUAGACCACCAUCUCCUGCAGCAUGACCUCAUUUAUCAGGACUGUCGAACAGCAAAACUGUCAGGCACCGAUCAGAGCUCAGCCUUAAAUUUUUGGAAGCAGUUUGAGUAAUAAGGGCUAUCAAAGACUAAUAGAUGUUCACCAGACUGUGACUAUUCUAGUUUUAACUACAACCCCAAAAAACCUAGAUUGUAAUUUCCAGCAUGACCGGACAGCCAGUAGCUGUUUCCCAACAGCUGGAGAACAACAGGUAGAGCCUGCUCACCUGCACCAUCUAUACAUGGCUUCAUCAGGUAGAGCUUGCUCACCUGCACCAUCUAUACAUGGCUUCAUCAGGUAGAGCUUGCUCACCUGCACCAUCUAUACAUGGCUUCAUCAGGUAGAGCCUGCUCACCUGCACCAUCUAUACAUGGCUUCAUCAGGUAGAGCUUGCUCACCUGGCACCAUCUAUACAUGGCUUCAUCAGGUAGAGCCUGCUCACCUGCAUCAUCUAUACAUGGCUUCAUCAGGUAGAGCUUGCUCACCUGCACCAUCUAUACAUGGCUUCAUCAGGUAGAGCCUGCUCACCUGGCACCAUCUAUACAUGGCUUCAUCAGGUAGAGCCUGCUCACCUGCAUCAUCUAUACAUGGCUUCAUCAGGUAGAGCUUGCUCACCUGCACCAUCUAUACAUGGCUUCAUCAGGUAGAGCCUGCUCACCUGGCACCAUCUAUACAUGGUUUCAUCAGGUAGAGCCUGCUCACCUGCAUCAUCUAUACAUGGCUUCAUCAGGUAGAGCCUGCUCACCUGGCACCAUCUAUACAUGGCUUCAUCAGGUAGAGCCUGCUCACCUGCAUCAUCUAUACAUGGCUUCAUCAGGUAGAGCCUGCUCACCUGCAUCAUCUAUACAUGGCUUCAUCAGGUAGAGCCUGCUCACCUGCACCAUCUAUACAUGGCUUCAUCAGGUAGAGCCUGCUCACCUGCACCAUCUAUACAUGGCUUCAUCAGGUAGAGCCUGCUCACCUGGCACCAUCUAUACAUGGCUUCAUCAGGUAGAGCCUGCUCACCUGGCACCAUCUAUACAUGGCUUCAUCAGGUAGAGCCUGCUCACCUGGCACCAUCUAUACAUGGCUUCAUCAUGUAGAGCCUGCUCACCUGGCACCAUCUAUACAUGGCUUCAUCAUGUAGAGCCUGCUCACCUGGCACCAUCUAUACAUGGCUUCAUCAUGUAGAGCCUGCUCACCUGGCACCAUCUAUACAUGGCUCCAUCAGGUAGAGCCUGCUCACCUGCAUCAUCUAUACAUGGCUUCAUCAGGUAGAGCCUGCUCACCUGCAUCAUCUAUACAUGGCUUCAUCAGGUAGAGCCUGCUCACCUGCACCAUCUAUACAUUUCUUCAUCAGGUAGAGCCUGCUCACCUGGCACCAUCUAUACAUGGCUUCAUCAGGUAGAGCCUGCUCACCUGGAUCAUCUAUACAUGGCUUCAUCAGGUAGAGCCUGCUCACCUGGCACCAUCUAUA